Molecule: messenger RNA, 747 nt
Organism: Eruca vesicaria subsp. sativa (arugula)
Lineage: Eukaryota; Viridiplantae; Streptophyta; Magnoliopsida; Brassicales; Brassicaceae
Source: the annotation of a GenBank genome assembly
UUUUGUGUGUGCCCCUAUAAAAUCAUAUCACAUGCAUCUUGCUUUCUCCCACUAACUCUUCUCCUCUCUCUGAUCAAAGCAAUCCUUAGAUCUGUUUCUUAUAAGAGUCGUCGCAGAGAAGCAAGGGAGAGAGAUAAUGGGACGUGGAGUUAGUGCAGGUGGAGGGCAGAGUUCUUUGGGAUAUCUUUUUGGGAGCGGAGAGGCUCCAAAGACAGCUGUUAAUAAUGCCCCAGCUAAAACUCAGCCUCCUCCAUCUACUACUACACAACCUAAAACCGUUCCUCCAAAACCUGUUGAUAUUACAAAACAAGGACCAGCUGGUCUCAAUAGCAACUCUGCAAACAAUUACAUGCGCGCAGAUGGACAGAACUCCGGCAACUUCAUCACGGAACGGCCUUCGACCAAAGUUCACUCAGCUCCAGGAGGUGGCUCAUCUCUGAAUUACCUCUUUGGUGGUGGUAGCAACUAGCAAACGAGGCAAACUGUGUCACUCUCUCUAUCUUCUUAAUUAAACACCCCAAGUCUUCCUUUUCUCAUUCUUGUGUAACCUCUUGUUCCCUGGCAAAAACUAUCUCCUAAAUAUUCGUAUAGAUAUGUGUUUCAUAUGUUGUAUUUCGUAUUUCAAACACAACACUGGUGAUUAUAUAUCACAUUUUCAGUUUUCCAUUGAUUCUGAAGUAUAUCAAAACUUUGUUCUACUGCAGAAAUAUUGUGAGGAUAAUAAAUAUGCAUAGGCGUGCCGUUUUG